AUGAAGGAAACCUGCCCAGGAGUCGGGUCUCACCUCCCCGGAGGCUUCAAGGCUUCAGGGCCGGAACACAAGCACGACUGGACGGGGUCAGUUAUCAUUUGCCACCCGUCCCCGUUCCUUGCAGGACCGGACAUUACGGAUGUCGCAGGAACCUGCCUGUGGGCAACAUCAACGGGCGCUCACCCAACCGGACGGAUUUCCUGCAGCGGAGACGAAUCCUGCCGCCCGGUGCUCCCCUUGCCCAAUAGUGAAGGCCAGCCGGCCCCUGUAUCCAAGGCAUCGGGUCUCCGAUGA
This is a messenger RNA of Penicillium manginii, 294 nucleotides long. RefSeq lists its product as uncharacterized. Lineage: Eukaryota; Fungi; Ascomycota; Eurotiomycetes; Eurotiales; Aspergillaceae. Bases 1 to 294 code for a protein of 97 amino acids. The record is from RefSeq and is a predicted model, not a curated record. The transcript has a single exon.